Molecule: messenger RNA, 1902 nt
Organism: Pterocles gutturalis (yellow-throated sandgrouse)
Lineage: Eukaryota; Metazoa; Chordata; Aves; Pterocliformes; Pteroclidae
Gene: CNKSR3
Product: CNKSR family member 3
Exons: 12
Biological process (GO): regulation of signal transduction
Cellular component (GO): membrane; cytoplasm
Molecular function (GO): protein binding
Source: RefSeq, a predicted model, not a curated record
GCCUGGAUGAUUGCCUGCAGCAGUAUGUCCAUAAAUUUGAACGGGAGAAGAUAAAUGGUGAACAGCUGUUACAGAUUUCUCACCAGGACCUUGAAGACUUGGGUAUCUCACGGAUUGGACACCAGGAACUGGUUCUAGAGGCUGUGGAUCUCCUGUGUGCACUGAACUAUGGCCUUGAAACAGACAAUAUGAAGAACCUGGUUCUUAAGCUGCGAGCAUCAUCCAACAAUCUGCAAAAUUACAUCAGCAGCCGUAGGAAAAGUUCAAAUUAUGAUGGAAAUACCUCUCGCAAGCCCCCCAAUGAAUUCCUUACUUCUGUGGUAGAGCUUAUUGGUGCUGCUAAAGCCUUGCUUGCAUGGCUGGACAGGACCCCAUUUACAGGUAUUGCUGACUUUUCAUCAAUGAAGAACAGAAUCAUUCAGCUCUGCUUGGAUCUCACUACUACUGUUCAGAAGGACUGCACUGUGGCUGACAUGGAAGAUAAAGUUCAGACUGUAGCCAAGACUUUAAAUGGCAUUUGCGAUAAAGCCAUCCGAUCAACUACAGAUCCCUUGAUGAGCCAGUGUGCAUGUUUGGAGGAGGUUCACUUAACCAACAUUAAACCUGGAGAAGGCCUGGGAAUGUACAUCAAAUCAACUUAUGAUGGGUUACAUGUAGUUACUGGAACUACAGAAAACUCCCCUGCUGAUCGAUCUCAGAAGAUUCAUGCUGGUGAUGAAGUGAUCCAGGUUAAUCGGCAAACUGUGGUUGGAUGGCAACUAAAAAAUCUGGUGGCAAAAUUGCGAGAGAAUCCUGCUGGAGUUAGGCUGCUGCUUAAGAAACGUCCUACUGGGUCUUUCCAUUUCACUCCUGCUCCGCUAAAGAACUUGCGCUGGAAACCACCCUUAGUGCAGACCAGUCCUCCACCAACUUCAGUCCAGUUACCAGAAAGCACCAUGGAUACCUCACUGAAAAAAGAGAAGCCAGCCAUCCUGGAUCUGUACAUACCACCUCCGCCAGCUGUUCCAUAUUCUCCUCGAGAUGAAAAGGGGAGUUUUGUAUAUGGAGGAGGCAACAAACCCAGUCAGCCACUACCUGGGUCCAAGGGUGCCGAGUCUCCCAAUUCUUUUCUGGAUCAGGAGAGUCGAAGGCGAAGGUUUACUAUUGCUGAUUCAGAUCAGCUGCCUGGGUAUCCCAUGGAAGCAAAUAUCCUACCAGCCAAGAUGAGGGAAAAAACACAGUCCUAUGGAAAGCCUCGUCCUUUAUCAAUGCCUGCUGAUGGGAGCUGGAUAGGAGCUGCAGAACCCUUCUCUAGGCCACGAGCACCAGGGAGAAAAGGUGAAGAUGUCCUCUGCAGGUACUUCAGUAAUGAAAGGAUACCCCCAAUCAUUGAAGAAAGCCCCUCCACGCAACACCCCCUCUCAAGGCCAGUGUCUGACAAGCAGUUAGUAAGGGGAAUGGAUUAUAUUCGAGGUAGCAGGUGUUUUAUGAAUACAGACCUCCACAACAGUGCAACAAUUCCUUUUCAAGAGGAAGGUGCUAAAAAAUCCUCUGUUACAUCGUCUACAAAAUCUUCCUCUGCAGAGCCCUCGCUGCUGGUCAGUUGGAUCACAAGACUGAAACUGUUGACUCAUUGACUGUUGUCCACAGGACUGUUACCAAGUGCCUUUGCUCAUCAGUCAGACUUCUACUUUUCAGCUUAACUGAUGCAUAGUGACUAACGUGGUAUUCUUUUCCUGGAGAAUCUUACAUUUUUGCCUUUUUGUUUGUGAUAUUUUUUUUCAUGGAUCAGAGGGUUUCAUAGUGGAAGGAGGCAAGACAGAUAAAGAUCAAGUUCCUCUUCCUGGCCACAAGUUGAGGGCAUUUAUACCCCUGGAAAUAAGUAAAAUUUCAGUGAUGUAGAGGCCACAUGUGACCUGAAAU